Closterium sp. NIES-65 is the source of this 2139-nucleotide messenger RNA. The record is from the annotation of a GenBank genome assembly. Lineage: Eukaryota; Viridiplantae; Streptophyta; Zygnematophyceae; Desmidiales; Closteriaceae.
AUGGGGAUGGAAUCUGGGAGAAGGGGAUGGAAUCUGGGAGAAGGGGAUAGAAUGUGGAAGAAGGGGAUAGAUUAUGGGAGAAGGGGAUGGAAUCUAGGAGAAGGGGAUGGAAUCUGCGAGAAGGGGAUGGAAUCUGGGAGAAUGGGAUGGAAUCUGGGAGAAGGGGAUGGAAUCUGGGAGAAGGGGAUGGAAUCUGGGAGAAGGGGAUGGAAUCUGGGAGAAGGGAAUAGAAUCUGUGAGAAGGUGAUGAAAUCUGGCAGAAGGGGAUGGAAUUUGGGAGAAGGGGAUGGAAUCUGGAGAAGGGGAUGGAAUCUGGGAGAAGGGGAUGGAAUCUGGGAGAAGGGGGUGAAAUCUGGGAGAAGGGGAUGGAAUUUGGGAGAAUGGGGAUGGAAUCUCGAAGAAGGGGAUGGAAUCUGGGAGAAGGGAUGGAAUGUGGAAGAAGGGGAUAGAAUAUGGGAGAAGGGGAUGGAAUCUAGGAGAAGGGGAUGGAAUCUGCGAGAAGGGGAUGGAAUCUGGGAGAAGGGGAUGGAAUCUGGGAGAAGGGGAUGGAAUUUGGGAGAAGGGGGUGGAAUCAGGGAGAAGGGGAUGGAAUCGGGCAGAAGGGGAUGGAAUCUGAGAGAAGGGGAUGAAAUCUGGGAGAAGGGGGUGGAAUCUGGGAGAAGGGGAUGGAAUCUGGGAGAAGGGGAUGGAAUCUGGGAGAAGGGGAUGGAAUGUGGGAGAAGGGGAUGGAAUCAGGGAGAAGGGGAUGGAAUCUGGGAGAAGGGGAUGGAAUCUGGGAGAAGGGGAUGGAAUCUAGGAGAAGGGGAUGGAAUAUGGGAGAAGGGGAUGGAAUCUUGGAGAAGGGGAUGGAAUCUUGGAGAAGGGGAUGGAAUGAGGGAGACGGGGAUGGAAUCUGGGAGAAGGGGAUGGAAUCUGGGAGAAGGGGAUGGAAUCCGGGAGAAGGGGAUGGAAUCUGGGAGAAGGGGGUGGAAUCUGGGAGAAGGUGAUGAAAUCUGGGAGAAGGGGAUGGAAUCAAGGAGAAGGAGAUGGAAUCUGGGAGAAGGGGAUGGAAUCUGGGAGAAGGGGAUGGAAUCAGGGAGAAGGGGAUGGAAUCUGGAAGAAGGGGAUGGAAUCUGGGAGAAGGGGGUGGAAUCUGGGAGAAGGGGAUGGAAUCUGGGAGAAGGGGAUAGAAUAGGGGGAUGGAAUCUGGGAGAAGGGGAUGGAAUCUGGGAGAAAGGGAUGGAAUAUGGGAGAAGGGGAUGGAAUAUGGGAGAAGGGGAUGGAAUCUGGGAGAAGGGGAUGGAAUCUGGAAGAAGGGGGUGGAAUCAGGGAGAAGGGGAUGAAAUCUGGGAGAAGGGGAUGGAAUCUGGGAGAAGGGGAUGGAAUAUGGGAGAAAGGGUUGGAAUCUGGGAGAAGGGGAUGAAAUCUGGGAGAAGGGGAUGGAAUCUGGGAGAAAGGGAUGGAAUCUGGGAGAAGGGGGUGGAAUCUGGGAGAAGGGGGUGGAAUCUGGGAGAAGGGGAUGGAAUCUGGGAGAAUGGGGAUGGAAUCUCGAAGAAGGGGAUGGAAUCUGGGAGAAGAGAUGGAAUGUGGAAGAAGGGGAUAGAAUAUGGGAGAAGGGGAUGGAAUAUAGGAGAAGGGGAUGGAAUCUGCGAGAAGGGGAUGGAAUCUGGGAGAAGGGGAUGGAAUCUGGGAGAAGGGGAUGGAAUCUGGGAGAAGGGGAUGGAAUCUGGGAGAAGGGGAUGGAAUCUGGGAGAAGGGGAUGGAAUGUGGGAGAAGGGGAUGGAAUCGGGGAGAAGGGGAUGGAAUCUAGGAGAAGGGGAUGGAAUCUGGAAGAAGGGGAUGGAAUCUGGGAGAAGGGGAUGGAAUCAGGGAGAAGGGGAUGGAAUCUGGGAGAAGGGGAUGGAAUAUGGGAGAAGGGGAUGGAAUCAGGGAGAAGGGGAUGGAAUCUGGGAGAAGGGGAUGGAAUCUAGGAGAAGGGGAUGGAAUAUGGGAGAAGGGGAUGGAAUCUUGGAGAAGGGGAUGGAAUCAGGGAGAAGGGGAUGGAAUGAGGGAGACGGGGAUGGAAUCUGGGAGAAGGGGAUGGAAUCUGGGAGAAGGGGAUGGAAUCCGGGAGAAGGGGAUGGAAUCUGGGAGAAGGGGGUGGAAUCUGGGAGAAGGUGA